Molecule: messenger RNA, 2180 nt
Organism: Eleginops maclovinus (Patagonian blennie)
Lineage: Eukaryota; Metazoa; Chordata; Actinopteri; Perciformes; Eleginopidae
Gene: tmem60
Product: transmembrane protein 60
Exons: 2
Coding region: 442-846 (134 amino acids)
Source: RefSeq, a predicted model, not a curated record
GGAAACGUGAAGUCACUGCUGGCGGAACUCAACUGGAAGUAGCUAAAUGCUAACUACACUGCACUGUUCGAUGGGAUCGAGCUACUUUGAGGUUUAAACUAAAUCGUUUGUUUAAAAGUGCUGACGUUUGUGUCGCUGUUUUUUAAAAGGUUGACUCCCCUGGUCCACUUGAUCUGUGUGUGUGUGUGUGUGUGUGUGUGUGUGUGUGUGUGUGUGUGUGUGUGUGUGUGUGUGUGUGUGUGUGUGUGUGUGUGUGUGUGUGUGUGUGUGUGUGUGUGUGUGUGUGUGUGUGUGUGUGUGUGUGUGUGUGUGUGUGUGUGUGUGUGUGUGUCUGUGUGUGUGUGUCUGUGUCUGUGCCCGCGCGCGCGGGUCUGUGCACCUUGCCGUGGUCCUCAGUCUCUGUGGUGGGGUUGACCCUGGCUUUGUGCCAGUCCUCUGUAGAUGAAGAUGUCCCUGGCCCAGCGAGUGCUCCUCUCCUGGAUCUUCGCACUGAUCUUCCUCAUCAUGCUGGUCCUAAAGCUGGACUCCAAGAUCGACUGGAACUGGUUUCUCAUCUUCCUCCCUGUGUGGACGUUUGACACCAUCCUCAUCCUAAUGCUAAUUGUGAAGAUGGCGGGGCGCUGCAAGCCGGACUGUGACCCCCGGGAUGGUGAACAGAGCCUCAAGAGGAAGCUGUGGUACCUGACAGCCCUGCUGCUGAAGCUAGCAUUCUGUCUGACACUGUGCUCCCGCCUAGAGAGGCUCACUGAAAUAUGGGUCAGUUUGGUGUGUAUCCCUCUGUGGGUCCUUAUGGGUGGAGCACUGGUGGAGCUGGGACACAAUGUUUUCCACUACAGGAGGGAAUGAACCACAGGACUUUGCAAUACAAGGCUUUUGUAAAGUAAUGUAAAGUAAGGGAGAACAUUUUUAUGCUCAAGCAUGUCUCGCUUGGGAUGCACCAAUCUGAUUCACGAGAUGUGUAUCAGGGCCAAUACUGACCCUUAUUAAGUGGGCCGGUAUCAAUCAGACAUAUCGGCAUUCAAUACAGUUAUUUGUCAAUGUCGUUCACAGUCUCUGCUGUAAGUUACAAAUUAUUUAAAUCACAGCAGGUUGCAGACUCAAGUGUGGUAGCGAUCCCAGCAGGUUGCACAUUUUUCCACCGUGAGUUUUCACAAAGUGUGGUUUACAGGCUUGGAGAUUUCAUGUACACCAGUCCACAGUUUUGCAUCUUUAGCAUAAAUCCAGCCUUAGCAUUGUUUUGGUGAUCACAUUACUGCCUUAUUGCUGGUGUUGAGGUUGCAGAAUUGGAUGAACAAGGUCUAGGAUGAUAAUAACAAGUAUAAGAUGAACCUGUACUUUCACACGACACUGGGUUUAAGAGUUAAAGCCAAGCAAAUUAAGACACAUGAUGUACCAUGGUGAUCCAAAAAAACAGUCACUUGCUACACUUAAUGUAAACACUAACCCAAUCUGCGCUACCAUACACUGUGUGCCACUGAGCCAUGCUACUACAUGUGUUGUAUGACACUAUUUGAAUGUAAAACCAUUAACAUCCUCAAAUAUAAAUGUACUGUUGAAGCACCUAGGAUUGAUCCAAUAUCCUCAUCUCGAGACCAAAUACUCCUGAAGGGCCAGUGUGGAGUAUUUAGAGGGAUUUCUUAGCCUAAAGGGAAUAUAGCAUUCAUUCGUUUGUUUUCAUUAGUGUAUGAUCCCCUAAACCUAAGUUACUAUGUUCUUGACGGCCAUCAUAGUUCUGACACGCUUGUGCAGCUGUAGUAACAUCGCCUGAAUUUGAUUGCUUUUAAAGUAAUUAGUUAGGAUGGCCUCUGAGCCAGGUCAAGACAAUUAAAGAUACCUUAUUAUCAGUUUUGCACUUAGCGGCUCGUUACUACAGCCUUGUAAAGGGAGGGAAACCCGCAACACUAGAUGCUGCCAAAUCCUACACGCUGUCGCUUUGAGCAGCCAGAACGACUUGUACUGAAAGCUUUAUGGUAUCAAAUGCAGGAAAGUCUUCGACAGUCAUUAUUUUUGAACCAUUUAUUGAGAGGUUCUGAUCAGAGUAUAAAUCACACUACCAAGUCUUAUCUUAGGAAAUAAAAUGUAUUUACAACAACAUUUUCACAUAUUGGUUUCAAAUAAAAACAGACAAUAAAUGAUAUAAAUAAGUUCUAUGGAAAAUAAAACUUGUCUUACAAAAAAUA